Austrofundulus limnaeus is the source of this 3798-nucleotide messenger RNA. Its product is annotated as glutamate decarboxylase 1. Gene Ontology annotation, cellular component: cytoplasm; presynaptic active zone. Lineage: Eukaryota; Metazoa; Chordata; Actinopteri; Cyprinodontiformes; Rivulidae. Gene Ontology annotation, biological process: GABA biosynthetic process. The record is from RefSeq and is a predicted model, not a curated record. Gene Ontology annotation, molecular function: pyridoxal phosphate binding; glutamate decarboxylase activity.
GUUACGAUGCCUGGUAUGGAGUGGCACAUGGUUGUACRAGAAAACUGGGGAUGAAGAUAUGUGGGUUCCUGCAGAAGAACAACGAUCUGGAGGAAAGGAGCGGGAUCGUGAGUUCCUUCAAGGAGCGCGCGGCCAAAAACCUGCUGUCCUCCUGCGACAACAGCGGAGGAGACGCGCGCUUCAGACGCACAGAGAUCGACUUCUCCAACCUGUAUGCCCGAGAUCUGUUACCUGCUAAAAAUGGAGAGGAGCCCACCAUGCAGUUCCUGAUGGAGGUCGUGGAAAUCCUCACCAGCUACAUCAAGAAGACCUUUGACAGAACCACCAAGGUCCUGGACUUCCACCACCCCCACCAGCUGCUGGAGGGCAUGGAGGGCUUCAACCUGGAGCUCCCGGACCAGCCCGAUUCUCUGGAGCAGAUCCUGGUGGACUGCAGGGACACCCUGAAGUAUGGCGUGAGGACAGGCCACCCCAGGUUCUUCAACCAGCUGUCCACGGGGUUAGACAUCGUGGGACUGGCGGGAGAGUGGCUCACGUCUACAUCCAACACUAACAUGUUUACCUAUGAGAUCGCCCCUGUUUUUGUGCUGAUGGAGCAGCUGACGCUCAAAAAGAUGAGAGAGAUCGUUGGCUGGCCAAACGGAGAGGGCGAUGGGAUAUUUUCUCCAGGAGGAGCCAUUUCCAACAUGUACAGCGUGAUGGUCGCCAGAUACAAGGUCUUCCCUGAAGUCAAGACCAAAGGCAUGGGAGCCGCUCCGAGGCUGGUGCUCUUCACCUCUGAGCUCAGCCACUAUUCAAUCAAGAAAGCGAGUGCAACUCUGGGUUUUGGAACAGAGAACCUGAUCCUUUUAAAAACAGAUGAGAGAGGRCGAGUCAUUCCUGCUUAUUUGGAGGCCAAAAUAAUCGAGGCCAAGCAAAAGGGUUAUGUCCCCAUGUAUGUGAACGCCACCGCAGGCACCACCGUGUACGGAGCCUUCGACCCCAUCAACGACAUAGCAGACAUCUGUGAAAAGUACAAGAUUUGGCUUCACGUGGACGCUGCGUGGGGAGGGGGUUUGCUGAUGUCCAAGAAACACAGAUACAAAUUAAAYGGAGUAGAAAGGGCUAACUCAGUCACCUGGAACCCUCACAAGAUGAUGGGCGUGCUGCUGCAGUGCUCUGCUGUUCUGAUCAGAGAGGAGGGGCUUUUACAAGGCUGCAACUCCAUGAGCGCGGGUUACCUCUUCCAGCCAGACAAACCAUACGAUGUGAUGUAUGACACUGGUGACAAAGCCAUUCAGUGCGGACGCCAUGUUGACAUCUUUAAAUUCUGGCUCAUGUGGAAGGCAAAGGGAACAGUAGGAUUUGAACAUCAAAUCGACAAGUGCCUGGACCUGUCAGCAUACCUGUAUGAGAAAAUAAAAAACAGAGAGGGCUUUGAGAUGGUGUUCAACGGAGAGCCGGAGCACACYAAUGUCUGCUUUUGGUACAUACCACCGAGCCUGCGCCACCUGCCUGAUGGUGAGGAGAGACGCGAGAGACUGCACAAGGUGGCCCCAAAGAUCAAGGCGAUGAUGAUGGAGGCGGGUACCACCAUGGUGGGUUACCAGCCACAAGGGGAUAAAGUCAAUUUCUUCCGCAUGGUCAUCUCCAACCCUGCUGCCGGCAGGUCGGACAUCGACUUCCUGGUCGAGGAGAUUGAGCGGCUGGGCCAAGACUUGUAAAAAUAAUCUGUAAAGAGGGUGUUUUCCAACUUAAAAGGACAGUUCAAAUCUUCUGAAGUAAGACACUGUGGAAAGGUUAAGAUGAGUUAUUUGACUUGCAGAUGGCUCCUUUAACAUCCUCACUUUGGAGAGAUAGUUUAAUUCUGACCAGCCUGACAGCUAGUCAGACAGAGGUUGAGCCUGAGCUGAUAACUUAAAAUAACUUCAUUCUCAAAGACUUUACAAAWGCAAAAACUACAAACAGUUACUUUACGUGUUACAAGAAAAACGUUGUGAUUCUUUGCAACCUCAAAAAGCAACAGUGAUAUGGCAUUUCUUGCAGUACAUGUUAAUAUAGAAAAGUCAUGCAAUGUAAAACUGAAAUUAGUGAAAAUGUUUAGAACAGUGUUUGCAUAAAUGCCUAUAAUUUUCUUUUAAUUAGACAUUGGAAACCACAGGAAGCCACUUUAGUCUUGGCCUUGUUCUGACUAGCUGUUAUCUUUCUGAUCAGAAUUAAACUAUUCGAAAAGCUAUCUACAACAAGUAAGAAAUUUAUUGUUCAUACCAUUUUUACCACCUCAGAAGAUCUGAACUAUGAGCCUUUAGCUUGGCUUUCUGUUCCCUUUURUCUCAUGAAGGCAUAAAUUUUUUUGCCAACAGGUCUUUAUGGCGAUGCACAAUGAAUAUUAUUAUCAUUAAACCCUGCGUGCUUCUGUCUCCCUCAGUCCCUAGCAGCAGCGAUGUAUAAUGAAAACAUUGGCAAACCAGGAUAUCUUGGGAAAAGCAAAGACCAAUCACAUUCUUGUUUAAGAGUAUGUGGGACUAAACCACAUAAUUUAAAGAGUUUGAACACAUGAUCCUGUUUAUGUAGAGUAGAUUUAAAUCUGUUUCCAAAACAGUGGAGAUGUUUGUGGACCAGUUAGAACAGCAUGAAAAAGUAAUCAAAUUGAAUUUCCCCGGUUAAUAAAAGCCAGCAGAGAAAUCAAAGAUGUUAUAAUUUUCACAGCUUCUCUGAAAACAGACACAAAUCUGUCCUGAAUACCACAGAACUGCCACUUCUAUUAAAAAAUAAUAAAUGAAAUAAAAGGUUUAAAAAGGAUUUGGAUGUAAAGCACUCACACUUUUUGGAAACAGGACAGCAGAGAGUAUAGCCAGUGRCAUUUAAAUAUGCUCCACACAAUUACCCCCUAGUGUAAACACAAAACUGCAUUAAUAUGAACACAGUAUGUAAUUCUAAGUAUUUGUAUGUUGAUUAUGGAAGAAUCGCAGCACCGUUGCUGUUGUUUCCCUUAGAUUUGCGGCUGAAGGCGGAACAUUUAAAACAGUCUCUGUUAGUGACUGCCAUGUUUUUAGACUUUUCUGUAGAUUGUUGUAAACAUUGUUASAUUUUGUGUCAAAUGUGUCCUAAUUUUACAGUAAAAUACUUCAUGUGAAUCAGCCGUUCAAAAUUUAUAUUGAGAAAUUAUAAUUGUGAAUAGUUUCCUUGUUCUGCUUUUAAUUUGUAACAUUUUCUUUUCAUUUUUUUUCUUUUUGGAAACUAACAUUUUGAAUACCAGUCAUGAUUUGUUUUGUUUUUUUGCUGUAUUUGUGAACCAAAGAAGGCUUGAGUUACAUUCAUGGACUCAAAUGUUUCUAUAAAARAAGCUUGAUUUGCUGCCUUUAACUUUAGUGCAAUUGUGUAACUGUGCAAUGAUCAAAUGUUGUUWAAACACUUUGCUCUGACACCGGCAGGCCAGCUGCUGCUGCUGUUCAUUAAAGAUAAAAAGCACAUUUGUAUAUCAUGUUAAUGGGGCAGCUUUAAUUCUUGGCACACCUGAUUGUCUGAACCAUGACGAGUAAAGUGGAGUGAAACCACAAUAUGCAAAUGUUUGUUGGACACAACAAGCUUUCUAUAGGCACAUUUCAAUGUUUAGAGGAAAAUAAAAAUAUUAAUCAUUAAGCCUUUUGCUUGAACAGGAAAAUGCACAGUAUUGCAAUUGUAUUAAGAUUUAUGAAACAGUUGUAUAUUCCAGAUUAGUUGGGAUGAAUUUAUCCUAUGUAGCGUUUAUCAUUGGCACCUUAAUAGAGCUAUAAUCCUGCUGUAAAAAUCUAAUAAAGACAACAUCUGCAGGCACAA